AAAUAUUCUCAUAUUAUUAAGGAACACCCUGUAUAUCAGUCGCUUACCCAAACAUACCUGUCCUGAUUUUUUGCUGAUAAGGAUAACGUUGCUAGAGAAUAUUAUAAAAAGUCAUUACAUACCAUUAUUAUUAAUCUGCUAUAGGAAUAAUCAGCAGAGUAUGUAGAAUAACCUGACCUGUAUCGAACAAAGCUUAUAAGUGAUGUGAUAUUAUGAACAAAAUUGAAAUGACUUACACAGUACUGUGCAGUGAGUUAUCGCGAUAACAUGGAUAUACUAUCUGAAAUACAGGCAACGCAUACACUCAGUAGUCGUUAGAAGAUGACAACCCUCGAGUGCAAUACUUCACCAUACGGGUAGCGUAUGAAGGAAGUUGAAAUAACAGAAGACAGAAACCAUAUUUAGGUCCAUAAAACAUUUAAACUACUGUCUGCACAAAAUAUGAAAUUAAAUGAACGAAUAACAAAUGGAUAACUGAAAAAAUAAUCCCACAUGUACAGAAAAUGCAUAUACCUAGCUCUCGUUUCAUUAUCCAAUAAAAUUUUUUUUGAAGAUAUUAAGCAGUUUUUGCUUUCUAUUUUUGAAAACGAAACCGUGUUAGUGAUAUAGUUAUGGACCUAAGUUAUUCUAUCACAAGCUUAAUAUUUAAAAAUUGUAGAGUGAGGUUUGCAAUGUGGGAUUCGACAAACUAAGUCAAUACACUUUGAUAAUGGGUCCAGUUCAGAUUCGGAGUCAGACAAAUCGGUUGCCUUAGAUGAGAGGUACUACCAAAACCAGCCACCUGCACAUAAUUACGAGUCCAUAAAGAAAAACAUCGUGAAAGUCAGCCAGAAUUCAAAUGAUUCCCGAAGAAACAGGAUAGAUCAUAAUAAAGUAGCCAAAGUAUACACUAAUAAAACAUACAGAAGAAGGAACGAGAAAUGGGGCUUUGAUGCGAAUACUACUAGACAUGAACGUAGAAACCUCCCUGCAAGUUCUACGUCAAGCAGAAAUCAUCAAAAUUACAACGGCGUUGCAGAUUCUUCUGCGUCAAACACAUAUAAUGGCAGAAAUACAUAUCAGGUACCUGCUUUUGAUCGAAGUGUUCCAGGAUCGCACUACGGGCCUAUUCGCAGUAUUUUUUUUCCUGAAACCCAGGCUAGUAGUUUGGCAAGCUAUACGGAUACAUUCACCAGCAACCUUACGGCAGCAAAUAUUCCUGACCUAAGGAAGGUUCCCAUCACAGGGCUUCCUCAGAGUAGAUUGAAUGCCAAUCAUCUGGAACAAAAACAUCAAAAUGUUAGCACUCCUGGUUUUUCUUAUAUGUCAAGCUCAUCUACAAAUGCUGUAAAUCCAUUUCCACCAAAACGUGACAAAACUUCAUAUAUACACGAUAAGACUUUAUCUGACAGAACCACACACCUAAUGCCUGCUAUACCUGUUCGUACCCAAAGUAACCGUAGUAAUAAAUCCAGCAACAAUUAUCCACAGACAAAGAACUAUGUAUCUAAAAAUCCGUUUAGUAUGGAACCAACAAACACCACUGGCUCUUCUAAAGUCUCGGAAGAAAGUUUAAUGCAAGAUGCUAAACUUCCAAUUUCUCCUUCUUAUCCUAAUAGACAGAUAUUAUCUGCUGAUCAGUUGCUUAAUGAUCAUCGACAGAGAAAUGUUGUUCCAAAUCAGACAACAAGGAGCAUUGAUAGUACCCGAACACUAGAUUCAGUUAAGAACAGCACCAAAUAUCCCAUUGAAGGUGUUGUUAGACGUUUCAGUGAUGACUUCUCAGAUUUUUUUAACGAUCAUGACAUAAAAUUGGCUGUCGAGGAUAAAACUUCCAACACGCCUCCCAAUACACCAGCAAAAGGUACGGGUUAUCACAUAUUUGGAAGGAACACUAUACAAGAGGUCAAAGAGCAAAGAAGACCAAGAAAGAACCCUCCUACACCUUUAGCUAGACCCCAUGGUCAAGUCAUGGAACCAUCCUCACAAACACAGGUAAACCAUUUUGAAGAGGAAGAGGCACCAACGGCGUUUUCGAGAUAUCUCGGAUCAAGAUUCGCAGAAAAUGAGAUUCCAUCUGAAGUAGGCAAGGAAAAUGGCAACGAAGAGUCUGCAGAUGUUGUUGAGGAUGAAGCUGAAUGUAUGAAUGUAGCUGAGAGAUUCAAGGCAUGGUUUUGUGAAGUAUUUUGCUGUGACUAUGCUAGCUAAACAUGUAGAGACCAAGCGGCAGAAGAAACAAUCCACAUCACAGAACAUCAUCCGCGGCGUCUUCUGCUGGUGUUAGAUACCCAACGGAUGUGGCUACGAAUGGAAAAAACUCGGUGCACUGGUGGACUUUGAAUAUGGCAUACCCAGGAUGCGGGUUAUAGUCGAUAUUGCAGACAUGCAUACUUUAUACCACAUGGUAGAUAUAUAUUUCAAUAUUUUGAAGACUGUUCUUUAUUUUUGUGUUCGUAAAGUGAUUGAGAUCAACUAGCCAAAGCACAAGGAUCCUCGAACACGGCCUACUUUGACUCUGAAAGAUGCAAGUACAACUAGUCUUGGUCUUAUCCGACAUCGCCUGAUGGGAGUGUAUGGGUGCAAUAUAUGACGCUUAACCAAUUCCAAACUAUACGUACCAGACAGGUCUGCAAAAUGAGUGUUUUUAAAGACUCUAUAUGAACAUGGACAUCACAGUUUUUGUUUCAGUAGUGUUUCAUUUGUCCACUUUCUAUGUGUUCAUUAAUUUAUAUACUUUCUCUAUUGUUUUAUACGCUUUCUGUUUUUAUUAUUAUUAAAUUACAUAGGUCUUGACAGUGUAUCCCUUUCAUUUUUCGAGAGUUACC
Acanthoscelides obtectus is the source of this 2804-nucleotide messenger RNA. NCBI's taxonomy places the organism in Eukaryota, Metazoa, Arthropoda, Insecta, Coleoptera, Chrysomelidae. The record is from the annotation of a GenBank genome assembly.